This is a messenger RNA of Neofelis nebulosa (Clouded leopard), 3229 nucleotides long. It is a transcript of the gene TIMP4, whose product is annotated as TIMP metallopeptidase inhibitor 4. The record is from RefSeq and is a predicted model, not a curated record. NCBI's taxonomy places the organism in Eukaryota, Metazoa, Chordata, Mammalia, Carnivora, Felidae. Gene Ontology annotation, cellular component: extracellular matrix. The transcript is spliced from 5 exons. Gene Ontology annotation, biological process: negative regulation of membrane protein ectodomain proteolysis; negative regulation of endopeptidase activity. Bases 550 to 1224 code for a protein of 224 amino acids. Gene Ontology annotation, molecular function: metalloendopeptidase inhibitor activity; protease binding.
CUGCAGCUGAAAGAAGCCCUGAGUAGCUUGUCUCAUUCCCAGUGUGCAGCUCAGCAAGGGGUCCGUCCUCUCUGUCACUGUCUCUUUUGCCUGUUGUAAUUCCGUCUGCCUCUCUCUGACUCUGCCUGUCUCACUUUCUGUUUGUGCUCUCCUCACCCUUAUUCCUUCAGCUUGAAUCACAGCCCCUCUGUCUUUCUGCCCUCAUGCAUUUGUCUUUGUUGCGCUGUCUUUCUGCCUUGACACCAUCCCCUUUCCCAGUGCCUUCCCUCUACUUCUAUAAGGCUUAAUUGCUUAGGCAGGGAAAUAGAGGCUAAGGGCCUCUCUCCUGGCUUCCCUCUUCAUCUUACUGAGCCUGCCAGUCAGGAGGGCUGCGGGUCCUGCAGCCGUGGGUGGCCUACAGCCAAAGGAGGGAGGAGCCCAUCCGGGCGGGAUUGGCCCUAGGUCCACCUCAAAAAGCCUGGGGCAAGGGGCGCGACGCGUUCUGGAUGAACCCUGGAGGGCCUGUUUGGUCCCACAGACCCCACAGGCUCAGCAGGGAUUUGCGGUGUCAUGCCCCGGAGCCCCCGGACCGCGCCGAGCUGGGCGCUGUUGCUGCGGCUGCUGGCACUGCUGCGGCCGCCAGGGAUGAGCGAGGCGUGCAGCUGCGCCCCUGCGCACCCCCAGCAGCACGUCUGCCACUCAGCGCUCGCCAUACGGGCCAAAAUCUCCAGUGAGAAGGUAGUUCCUGCCAGUGCAGACCCCACUGACACUCAAAAAAUGAUCCGGUAUGAAAUCAAACAGAUAAAGAUGUUUAAAGGGUUUGAGAAAGUCAAGGAUGUUCAGUAUAUCUAUACACCUUUUGAUUCCUCUCUCUGUGGUGUAAAACUAGAAGCUAACAGCCAGAAGCAAUAUCUCUUGACUGGUCAGAUCCUCAGUGAUGGAAAAGUCUUCAUCCAUCUGUGUAACUACAUCGAACCUUGGGAGAACCUGUCCUUUUUGCAGAGAGAAAGUCUGAAUCACCACUACCAUCUGAACUGUGGCUGCCAAAUUACCACCUGCUAUACAGUGCCCUGUACCAUCUCCGCCCCCAAUGAGUGCCUCUGGACAGACUGGCUGUUGGAACGGAAGCUCUAUGGGUACCAGGCCCAGCAUUAUAUCUGCAUGAAGCAUGUCGAUGGCACCUGCAGCUGGUACCAGGGCCGCCUGCCCCUCAGGAAGGAGUUUGUUGACAUCAUCCAGCCCUAGUAUGGGCCAAUGACCACCGCUUUCCUUCAAGAGUCCUGAAGCCUAAGCCAGUUCUCCUUCCCUGUGGAGCUCUGGCCGUCACCACCUGUUUCAUCACUGCCAGCCAAUGGGAAGUACCAAGUAGAUGAUCUGGCUAGUGUUAGGGCAGGGAUGGGGCUUGUUACAACUUGUAUCCAAAUACCAUCCCAGAACCUGUCAAAGGCCAGGAAAAGUCACUUGACUUUUCUAGCCUGCCUUUAGCUCAUCUCCCCUGCUUCCCAAACCCUUUCAGUCUAGCUAAGCCCUGCUACUGAAGUUUUGAUUCUGGCUUAGUUUAUUUUCUAUAGCCAGAACUAUUCACUUUUCUCCCUGGGAGAAUGUGUUUUCUCUUACUGUAACUGAUCUGAUAAGGGAGAAAUGGUGAUUAUUAUACAUAUGAGAUGAUGUGGCCUUGUGAUGUACAAUACCAGAAGGUGGGCUGACAGAAUCAGAAACAAGCUGAUUUGGAGGAGUGAAAAGAACAAUACACUAUGGCUGUAUGUCCUCUACUCAUGUCCCACUCAUCCUAAUCCUCUCAUAUACUUUCAUCUGUUUGGGGGAGAGACUUGAGGGGUACAGAGUCAUUCAGGGGGAGACCUGCAGUGGCCUAACCUUCCCCCACAUGCUGUAAUUCCCCUCUACGUCAUUCCUGGCAGAGGAUCUGGCCCAGUUAGCAUACCUCUGUGGACAAGAAUAGACUUAGGUAUUACUUCUCCAGGUUAAUUAUCCUUAAUGCCUUCAACUGAUGUGCAUAAAGCUUCUCCUGUUUCUUUUAGAAAGUUCUUCUCUACUCAAUUACUAAUGUUUUCAUUCCUAAUUCAGAAUUUUUUUAAGCCAAAAAAAAAAAAGCCUUUCUCUUGUAGAGAUGAAAUUUCUCUUUAGCUCUUAACACCUCAGAGAGAUCUUAGGAGGUCCUCUCUUGAGGGAAAAUUUCAGGAUAGAGGACAGGAGAGAAAUAACACAAGGGCCCUUGGGGGAAAAAGAUGGUAGAUGGGGAACAUACUUUGCAACUCUUACAACUGUUUUCAGUGGCCAGCCCUGCUAGGCGUUAUGGCAGGAAAAAGCCAGCUUUGUUCCCUGUCUGCUCCUCAGCUCAGUCCCCUCACCACUGUGUAUUAGAGUCCCUGAGAACUCCAAGGCACAGACCCCUUAGGGUUCCUUAGACUGUGCAAGGCUUCCUGGCUUGCCCUGAAAGGGAAAGCCCUUAUGCUCAUCUCAAGAAUUUAUUAAGGAUGAGGGCUUAAAGUUCCAGAGCCUUGCCCUGGCAAAAAUGAAGACGGUAGUUCUUUUCAAGGCUCAAGGAUGCUAUUCAUCUUUUAUGUGUGGUUUGGCCCAUGCACAAUAUGCCAGAUAAUUCACAGAAAUGGUUCAAAUGGAGAUCCCUUUUGGAGUAGGGAGUGGGAGGGGAAAUAAACAUGAUCUCUGUCCCAGAGUACAAUACUGGAAUGCUAUGGCAGUAAGUCUUCAUUGGUAGGUUAAGCAGGAUCACCAACAGACCAUGCAACCCUGGGGCAGAGGAUGUGGGGACAGAGAGAAAGAAGGGAGUUAAACUGGAGCUAGAAGUUGUCAUGAAGGACAAACAUUAGCAAUAGCCUCUGUCCCAGCCAACCAAACCAUCUCUCUGCUCCUUCUGAUAUCCUAGUAUGGCCUCAGAGAAGGCAUAGUGUUAAUCCAGUCUGACUGUAAUCUUGAGGAAGCCAAGGGAAGGGCCUGGUGAAAAAUAAUAGGAACAAUACCUUACAUCUGAGGAGUGCUUCACACUUUUCCAGAAGGCUAUUACUUAAAGAAUUUCAUUCACAUUUUGUAAGUACUAUAUUAGAUAUCCUGGUCAGGAAUAAUAUGUGCAUUUAACAUUCCGAGUGGGAAACUGACAUACAGGGAAUCUAACUAACCCAGUGACCUGUGGCAGGGCCAGAGCUAGAACCCAAAACAGUGGGAUCUUCUGAUUGCUGAUCCAUAGGUUUGUUACUUUCUCAGCUUGAUAAAA